CUUAGUGAACAGAAGGUGUUUCUGCAUGCACUGGCAUUGCACUACUCUGCUGCAAGGACUCCAGCUCAUCUCUCUCUCUCUCUCUCUCUCGCUCUCUCUCUUUCCCUCUAUCCUUCUUUCUCUUUUCUCUCCACAAACCAGCCCUUCCUUUCAGCCUCUAAUGCCUCAGCAUCUCUGCUCAGCAACAGCCUUUUGCUCAUCCUACACAAAAUGAUGAGCGACUCUCAAAAGAGGGCUCACUGGAAACCGGGCUGAGACGACUUCGGACUAUUGAAAUAACAAACAAAAGAACACCAAAAAAAAAAAAAAAAGAGAGAGAGAGAGAAGGGGAGAAAGAAAAAAAAUGCCAAGGCAACUAGCAUUCGUCUCAGACGUGCACUCGUUUCCGAGGAGCUGUCCGCCAAGAGAAUGAUGACUGGUCCGGAUGGAUACGAGCCACGCAGCUUGCCGACAGCUUCAAGUGACGGACUUUAAUUUGCGUCAACAAUUCAACAAAGUCGGUUACACGCGAGGAAAAAAGAGUUCUCUUUGAGUUACGCGUUUGUGUGCGUGCGUGUGUGUGUGUGUGUAUUUUUUUCCCCCCAUCUUCUCAUCUCGCUCUAAUCAGCGCAGCAGUCACUGCAGAGAAGCAGGAGAGGGAGGACUGUGCUCAUGCAUGCAGUCUGGGCAGCUUGCAUUUCCUGCGAGUGCACUGAAUGCCACUUGGAUUCCUCCUCUUUCUGUCUCUUUCACGCGAGGAGAACUAAGACAUUGUAAGUCUGCCAGAUUCUGGUCGCUGCUGAAAAGGAGGGGGGGGAGGCUGCAUUUGUACCACACUGGGAUCUUUUUUACAUUCCCACCUAAUUAUUGCAGGCACAAAAGGAGCAGCUGAAUAGAGGUUGUCAGCCUCUGGAGAAGCGGUGAGUAGGAAUCCUGUUUUACGUGAUUUAAGAAGAAUGCUUUUUUACCCUCGGCUGUCUCUCCCUUCGCUUCCCAAUCUAACAUGAUUGAAGUGACUUGCCGUUCCCCCGUAUUGACUCUUUUCUUUUGCUUGCCCAGAUUAUCUUUCACUUUGAGUAACAAAACACCAUCAGCUAAAUCGCAUUAACGAAAACAAAACAAACAAAAAAAAACAUGUUGCUCAAAAUGAGACAAAUCUAAAAAGAUUCAAUGAACUUCUUCUUCACGACACUGCAGGAUAUUCAUGCUAAUGGAUUUCCUUCUAAUUGGUCUGUAUUUAAAGUGGACGCUAAGAAAGCCCCCUGGGUUGUUCCUCUGCUCUCUGGGCAUCCUUUUGAAAAUGGUUCCCCUGGUGGGGGGGAGCUGUCCGAGGCUGUGCCGCUGCGACAGCAAGCUCCUCUACUGUGAGGGGCUCAACUUGACAGACAUUCCCCACAACCUAAGCAGCGCCACCGGCUUGUCUCUGCGGGAGAACAACAUCUCGGAGCUGCGCGAGGGGCACUUUAUCGGCCUGUCGCAGCUCACCUGGCUGUACUUGGAUCAUAAUAACAUCGAGUACGUGGAGGAGAGCGCCUUCGAAAGGCUGCGGAGGAUUAAAGAAUUGGACCUGAGCACCAAUCGGAUAGAGAGCCUGUCUAACGGAACAUUCAGACCCCUACCCAAUCUGCGCAUCUUGGAUUUAUCCUACAACAGACUGCAGUCUCUGGAGCCAGACCUUUUCCAUGGACUUAGGAAGCUUACUAAUUUGCAUUUACGGUACAAUGCCCUAAAAUUCGUGCCAGUACGGAUCUUUCAGGACUGCAGGAGCAUGCAGUUUCUGGAUUUGGGCUACAACCAGCUGCAGAGCCUGGCCCGGAACUCAUUCGCUGGUCUUUUUAAGCUGACUGAGCUGCAUCUGGAGCACAACGAGCUGGUGAAAAUCAACCUGGCCCACUUCCCCCGCCUCAUCUCACUGCGCACACUCUACAUGCGUAAUAACAAGGCCACAAUUGUGGUCAGCACCCUAGACUGGACCUGGCACUUCCUGGAAAAGAUUGAUUUCUCAAACAAUGAGAUUGAAUACAUCGAGCCUCAUGUCUUUGAGAGUGUGCCCAACAUCAAGGAGCUCAUGCUGGACUCUAAUAAGCUGACAUAUGUGGACCAGCGCAUUCUGGGCUCCUGGACAUCUCUGGGGAGUAUCACCUUGUCCGGGAAUGCAUGGGAAUGCAGCCGCAAUGUGUGUGCCCUGGCCUCCUGGCUGAGCAGCUUCCAGGGCCAACGUGACAGUGCCUUGCAGUGUGCCAGCCCAGACAUGGCCCAAGGCGAGGACAUCCUGGAUGCCGUGUAUGCCUUCCAGCUGUGCGAGGAUGGCGUCGAGGUCACCACUCAAAUCUACACAGCCACCAGAGACCUGGCCAGAGGCUCCAUUUUUAAAGGUCCUACUAGGACACCAUAUGACUUACAAGACAUGGAGGGUGGUGAGAUAGUGACAAAUUCCUUCACAGUGACUUCAGCCACCGAUGACCUGGAGAGCACCAUGCAGAUCCACAAGGUAGUAACAGGCACCAUGGCACUCAUCUUCUCAUUUCUGAUUGUAGUGCUGAUGCUCUAUGUGUCUUGGAAGUGUUUCCCAGCUGGCGUAAGGCAGAUGAGACAGUGCUUCAGCAACCAGCGACGCAAGCAGAAACAAAAGCAGACCAUGCAGCAGAUGGCCACCAUGUCCACCCCUGAAUACUAUGUUGAUUACAAACCCAACCAUAUCGAGGGGGCCCUCGUCAUUAUCAAUGAAUACGGAUCCUGCACUUGCCAGCAACAGGCAUCUCGGGAGUGUGAGGUGUGACAUUCUGGCUGCUGGAUAACUUGCAAUCGCAAAUUUUGUUGGAUCAAUGUACAUGGGACACGCUUUUACACUGCAUUACACUGUGCUGCUUUCUCAAGGAGGCUUGAUGGCACAUUUGGGGGGAAAAAAAGGACAAGGCCAAGGAUUUACAGCAAAUCUUAAAUGGUUUUUCGACAGACCUGGUUUUGGGACUGGUUUACUGUACAAGCAAGAACGAGAACCUUCCUUUUGAGGAAUACAGGGACUAAUCAAGGUCAAGUUGUGAAGCGUGGAUAUUUGAGCUUUAAUAUGUCUUUCUACACCAGAAGAUUUAAAGCUUAUGAGGACAUUGAUGAAAACAUGCUUUUUUUUUUCCAUUGUGGUAUCAAAAAUCUAAAUGGGUUUAAAAAAAAUUUAAAUGAGACAAGUAUGUGUAAAAUAUGUUAAACUUGCAGAAGAGUGGGAAAUAAAAAUACAAGAAGCUAUCUUAUUUCUUUUGUAAAUUAUGGAAGAAUCAAAUGUUUAAAUAAAUCUAAAGAAAAAAAAGCAAUUCACAGUAGUCAGGUCUGGAAAUAAUCUAAGGGUAGGAUUUGCAGGGUGAUGAUGAUAUAUUUACAAAGGCGGUCUCGUCACAUGGUUUUGAAAUGUCAAGUCUUAAUCUGAAAUUUUGAAUUCAGAUCUCCCCCUUGCUUUCUCUUUCUCUCUCUCAACCUGCUUCUCACCGUAUGUGAGGGAUAAUCACUGUGCAGAUUUGACGUUACUGUUGUCUUUGCUUUUUUUACGUACCCCCUAUCUAUGUCCCUCCCCUUACCCAUUGAGCUUAUUAGCAGAGGAACGAGAAAAAGGGGACGCAUGACACAUCCAAAUCGGGUAGUGAACCAUCUUUUACAUGAUGCGAUAUUUGUGUUUUAAAAACCAGGCCGAGGGUGUUUAAAGGCUCAAUCCCAUGAGCUUAUUGCUGUCUCAUGCUUGACAGAAGUGAAAUCAGAACGAGACCAAACAAAGCCUUAAUACUCAGCUAGAAAUGAUGGUUAUCCGGCAGUUCUACUGUGAACCUUUAAGAAAUGAGCCUACUAUAUAUCUAUAAAAAAAAAGAGUCUCCUUUUUUCCUUUUAUCCUUUAAGGUGCUUGUUGAGUGAGCGUUGGCAGGCAUAGACGUGUAUCCCCUGGCAUUGGCAGAUUGACAGAAAGGAGAUGGUGGUUUUGUGAAAGAAGGUGUAGACUGCUCUCUAGUGUCCCAGCACCAGCAGUAGCGAGAGCAAGCCCUUGACGCUUCUUACCUUUCCAUGUGUGAGACUGCGGGUGUGCUCGUUUGCUCGGUGGCAAAACCCUUGCAUUCAGAACACACACACACACACACACACACAAACACACACACAUAAGACGGUCAGAGCAAGUAAACAAGAGAGAAGCUCUGAAGCAAAAUGUUGGUCUACUGUCACGCACAGCAUUACCGGAUCUUGCUAUCAUGGCCAUGGCGAAGGGGCGAAGGGGCUCGAGCUGAAUGGGUCCGAAUGUGUCUUUAUAUCCAAUUAUUUAAACGUGGAUUAUGAAAUUCAUGUUCUAGACUGUUCUUUUGACUGCAUGUGUGGCUUGAAAAAGACAAAAAAAACAGAUUUUAAAAAAUGACAGAAACUGUGAAGAGACCUGAGCAGGGAUUUUUAUAAAGCUACAAACAGAUGAACCCCAAACGCCAUCGAGACUUGAUUUCAAUCGAACUGUCCUAUUUUCAACACUGUAUUUCACCACAAAGA
Molecule: messenger RNA, 4491 nt
Organism: Clarias gariepinus (North African catfish)
Lineage: Eukaryota; Metazoa; Chordata; Actinopteri; Siluriformes; Clariidae
Gene: lrrtm1
Product: leucine rich repeat transmembrane neuronal 1
Exons: 1
Coding region: 1184-2758 (524 amino acids)
Molecular function (GO): protein binding
Source: RefSeq, a predicted model, not a curated record